CUCGGAGGGAUCGGAAAAUCGAGCCUGGCCUUCCAAUACGCCACGGAAACGAAUAGAGCAUUUCCGGAGACUUGGGUAUUUUGGAUUCAGGCGGACACAAAACUUCAAUUUCUGCAAGAUUACCUAGGGAUGGCUUCUUAUUUGAACCUUAACGGAACCGAAGACUCGCCCGUAUCGACUCAGGAUGUAUCGAGGUGCUUACACGACAGCCGUUUUGGCGACUGGAUAAUGAUUGUAGACAAUGUGGACGACGAUGCAAUCAUGGACAGAGAGGAGCCACUGGUAGACUUGAUCCCUACAAAUACCAAAGGCUCGGUCAUCUUCACAACAAGGAGUAGAAGAGUUGCUGCGAGCCUCGUACCUGCCGACAACAUUAUUCGGGUGGACGACCCCGAUUCCAACGACGCUCGAGAUCUCUUCUGUCAGGAAGCGGGCCUCACACAUUCUGAACUUUGCGAGACAGAAAAAACCUCCGUAUCGGGACUUCUCCAGUCAUUGAAUCACUUGCCGUUAGCUAUAUGUCACGCUGGAGCAUUCAUAUCUGGUCAACAAAUUGCGGUUUCAGAAUAUUUCGAGAUGCUCAACGCAGGCGAGGACGCAAAGGCACUUCUUCUCGAUGAUGAAAGUUUUCCCCAAGGACCAGCCAGAGCGAAGCCAGUACUUCUCACCCUCUCAAUAUCUCUGGACUGUCUUUUGAAAGUCGAUACUCUGGCAGGAGAUCUUUUGUCGUUCAUUGCAUGUGUCAGCCCCCGAAAGAUCCCCAAGUCGCUCCUCCCAAGCGCGGUCGAUCACAGUGGGAUAAGCGUCAGUUUCUUAACGGCCUUGGGUCUACUCCGAUCACAUUGCUUGAUUACUGCAGAUAGUGACAAUCAAACUUUCUAUAUGCAUGCUGUAGUACACCUAGCAGCGAGGAGGUGGCUGAGAUCAAGGAGUCAAUUCCAUCAUUGGAUUCAGAAGGCCAUGAAAGCAGUGCUCGAAUGUUUCCCAACUGCUCCAUCACUUGAAUCCGGUAAUUUAUCUUCAUGUGCUCAAUUUCUCCCGCAUGCACACGCAGUCUUGGAAUACAAAGAUUUUCCACCAGAGCUCGACCUACCUCGAUGUUUGCUUGCUCACCGAUGCUCCCAAUAUCUUCAAAUUACAGGCCGCUAUAGCCAUGCCGAGUGGUUCUCAAGGCUUUCCGCAGACUUGAGUGGAGUGGUUUUUGGAAUUGACAACCCUGAUCAUUUGACGAAACAAGAGGAUCACGGCACUGUUCUUUACAGGAACGGGAAGUUUGCUGCGGCGAUCCGCCUGCAAAGAGCUGUCUUAGAGAAUCAACAGAGACUUUUGGGAGAGCACAAAGACACUCUUUCAAGCCUGAAUAAUUUGGGUCUAUCAUUGCAGGGUCAAGGACAAUACGCCGAGGCCGAGCAUUUGCAUCGGCGUGCUUUGGAGGGAAGGCAGAAGAAAUUGGGAGAAGACGAUCCUCAUACUCUCGCCAGCUUGAACAACCUCUCUCUGGUACUAGGAACACAAGAAAGAUAUCACGAGGCCGAAAUGUAUGCCAGAAAAGCAGUGUCUGUCAAGAGGAGGAUCUAUGGGCGAGAAAAUCUGGCCACGUUGUUGAGUAGUUCAGCUCUCGCCAUCUGUCUACAGAAACAAGGGAAGUUUUCUGAAGCCGAAAAGCUUCAGAGAGAGGUAUUGAGGAGUAGAGAACACCAGUUGGGCAAGCGACAUCCACUCACUUUGAACGCAAAGAUUGGUUUGAUUAGUACCCUUGCAGAUGAGGGUCAGUUCGCAAGAACGGAGAAGUUGGCACGAGAUCAUUUGGCACUCAUCAUUGAGGCUCUUGGCCCUCAACACCUUCAAUCGCUCCUGAUGGCCCACAACCUGGCUUUCAUUCUUCUCAGAUUGGGCAAGAAUGAGGAAGCAGAGAGACUUGCCAGAGAGUCUUUCCUGAGCAGAAAAAGGGUCCUCGGGGCUGAGCAUACUGAUACGAAAGCCAGCGAAGAGCUUCUGGACGAUAUACUCGACGCGAUCAAGGAAGAUAUGGCAACGACAGAGAAGGAAACUCAAGCAUCAUUUAUCCUGACUCCUCCAGGCGCUUCGAAAGUCAUCGUAAAAGAGGAAAAUUUGGAUGAAGUAAAUACGAUCAUAUCCUUGGACGAGAGCCCCCACGACCUAAAUGAGACAAAUAGCAAGCUCUCGGAGGAGAUGUUUCCUGCCGUCCCCGGAAAUGUGGAAUUUGACUCUACCACAUCGAUCGAGCCCGAGAUUUUCCUGACAUGUUCAUCCGUAAAGGCAAUGGGCGAGUGAAGCAGUCG
Molecule: messenger RNA, 2303 nt
Organism: Hyaloscypha bicolor E
Lineage: Eukaryota; Fungi; Ascomycota; Leotiomycetes; Helotiales; Hyaloscyphaceae
Product: TPR-like protein
Exons: 2
Coding region: 130-2295 (721 amino acids)
Molecular function (GO): protein binding
Source: RefSeq, a predicted model, not a curated record